AUGCUCAACGAAUUGAACGAAGCAAAGAAGAAAAUAGGACUGCGAAUAGCAGAAACGAUGCUCAACGAAUUGAACGAAACAAAGAAGAAAAUAGGACUGCGAAUAAACCGAAGGAAAACACAGUUCAUGAAGAACGUCUACUGCGAGGACGGAGGAGUACAACUUGAAGGCUUCAAAAUCCUGGAAACUUCGUCAUACGUAUACCUCGGACGUUCUACGGACCUACGGACCACUAUAUUUGUGCCCAUCUUUUCGACUUGA
Molecule: messenger RNA, 261 nt
Organism: Necator americanus (New World hookworm)
Lineage: Eukaryota; Metazoa; Nematoda; Chromadorea; Rhabditida; Ancylostomatidae
Exons: 1
Coding region: 1-261 (86 amino acids)
Source: RefSeq, a predicted model, not a curated record